CCAGUUGCCUCCUUGGGGGCAGUGACCCCAAGCGCCAGACGCUUGAGAAGUUUGGGAGGAUGACGCAGGGUGGAGCCUGCGACCUAAUCCUCCUAUCACAAGGGGCACGCGAGAAGCCAGCCGGCUUCAGGGCGCUCUCUCUGGAGCCUCUCUAGCCGCCUGGAGCCUGCGAGAGCAAAGGCGGCUACAGACUUAGGGGGCGGGGAGAAAAGUGAGGACUGCACCAAAUAUCCUGGCCUCUCGCGGAUGCAAAGACUCAGAAAGAGGAAUUUUAUCGCCUUAUUUUUGUCUCCAGGAAGUCACACCCUCCAGAAAAGGAAAGCAGAUAUUUUUAUUCGGCCUCUUUCUCUUUUGCUCUUUCCUUUUCCGUUUCUGCCUUUGCUCGACGUCAAUGGUUCUUUCCUCCCUCUCCCCCUCUGCGCCUUGGUACGAGCCAAGGGAGAGGGGCGGAGGGAGGAAAAGGGAAAGGAAGCGAACAGGCCUUAAAGGGGCCGCAACUAUUUUUUAAGCCACUUUUUCCUCUCUCCAAUUUUGCAACGGCGGGCGCGGACAAGGAGGUUCCCGAAAGCCACGCGCAGCUGGAGCAGCGGCGACCGCAGCUGGAGGCCCGGAGCGCCUGCGGGGCCGGCAGAGGCGAGGGGGUUGCGGGUAGGAAGGGCGGGCUGCGCGCCCCGCCUGCGCCCUGCGCGUCUCGGGGCCGGCCCAUGCUCCCGACGGCUGCGGGAUUCAGCAUCUGGGGCCGGGUUGGGGCGGCGGGGUCCAGGGCGCAGGUGGUGCGGCCGAUGAGCCGGGCCGGAGGCUGAGGCCGCGCGACGGGGCUGGGACAGCGCUGGCAUCUUCAGAGCAGGCCCGGGACAGCAAGGGAGGCGCUGCGAUGCCAGACGAAAAUAUCUUCCUGUUCGUGCCCAACCUCAUCGGUUAUGCCCGGAUUGUCUUCGCCAUCAUUUCUUUCUACUUCAUGCCCUGCUGCCCCCUCACGGCCUCCUCCUUCUACCUGCUCAGCGGCCUGCUGGACGCUUUCGAUGGACACGCUGCUCGCGCUCUUAAUCAAGGAACCCGGUUUGGGGCCAUGCUGGACAUGCUGACGGACCGCUGCUCCACCAUGUGCCUGUUGGUCAACCUGGCCCUGCUGUACCCUCGAGCCACGCUGUUCUUCCAACUCAGCAUGAGUUUGGAUGUGGCCAGUCACUGGCUGCACCUCCACAGUUCUGUGGUCCGAGGCAGUGAGAGUCACAAGAUGAUCGACUUGUCCGGGAAUCCAGUGCUUCGGAUCUAUUACACCUCGAGGCCUGCUCUGUUCACCUUGUGUGCUGGGAAUGAGCUCUUCUACUGCCUCCUCUACCUGUUCCAUUUCUCUGAGGGACCUUUAGGCCCCGAACUUCCCUGCUGCCUUCCUGCAGUUGGCUCCGUGGGACUGUUCCGGAUGGGCCUCUGGGUCACUGCCCCCAUUGCCUUGCUGAAGUCGCUCAUCAGUGUCAUCCACCUGAUCACAGCUGCCCGCAACAUGGCUGCCCUAGACGCAGCAGACCGCGCCAAGAAGAAGUGACGCAGGAGCCCCGGGUCCUGGCUGCCCACCUACCCUGGGAGUCUUGCUGUGCCACACAGCUCCCCACCCGCUGCUAGGAGGUCCCAGUCUCACGCCUUCCUCAUGUGUUGUUCUACCUGCUGGGAUGGGGGUCAGCCUCUCUUUGGUGACGUCAUGUUCUCUGGGAUCCCAAGAACCCAGGCCUCAAAUCAGGGAGGUUACGCGGGAGGCCCCAUGCAUACAGGCGGUGCUCCUGGGGUGCCAGCACCGGGCAGUGUCAUGCCCUGCUGGCUCAGCCCUGGGGUCCGAGAUGCUAGGGACAGUUGAGUGAGGGAGAUGGUGUGAGGGCCGCGUUUCCCGAAAGGCAGGGGAGUCAGACCUCCGCCCCCAGCUGGAGCAAGUCUGGGGCACCGUGCCUGGGAGGGAAGAAACCGUCCACAGCCUUCCCCGUCGCCGGCUUCUCUGUCCUGCCUACCCUGGUCCUGGCGGGACUUCACUAUUUGACUUGCUUUCCUUUCAGAUAUUCUUGGCUCAGGGCCUGGGUUGAGGGAGCUUAGGGAAGGACGUCCGUCUGGGUGCUUUUCCUCCAGUUUGCUGGCUGGCUUCUCCGUCUAUCCACAGUGACCUCACAGAGAGGCCCUCCUGCCUCCCACGCUCAUGCAGUGUCCCCCACUUGUUUGAUCUCACUGACCGUCUACAUGUAUUUAUAUUCUUGGUAUUUUCUACCCUCACUGGAAUGUAAACUCCAUGAAGGCACAAACUUUUCUUGUUCCCUUCUGUAUCCCUAGAAUAAGACCAACUUGAACCUGGCAUAUAGUAGCUGCUUAAUAAAUAUUCGUCUGUCAGUGA
Messenger RNA from Macaca mulatta (Rhesus monkey), 2374 nucleotides. RefSeq names its product CDP-diacylglycerol--inositol 3-phosphatidyltransferase (gene CDIPT). Gene Ontology annotation, cellular component: Golgi apparatus; membrane. Lineage: Eukaryota; Metazoa; Chordata; Mammalia; Primates; Cercopithecidae. Gene Ontology annotation, biological process: phosphatidylinositol biosynthetic process. Gene Ontology annotation, molecular function: CDP-diacylglycerol-inositol 3-phosphatidyltransferase activity. The record is from RefSeq and is a predicted model, not a curated record.